AUGCCCUUCGUCUUCGGUCCAGAAACCUUCUGGCGGAGACCGAUCAAACGCAGGAAGAUCACUGAGUCACUGGCAAUGGCUCGAUACCGGCCAGAGAACGAGCAGACUUCCCCAGAUCCUGAGCAACGAGACGACCAGUAUGCGGCAACCGAUACCCAGCCAGCCCCAAGAGACUCCUCCGAGGAGGCAGAGAUCCGAACGUCGGACAGGGAAGAGUUGAUACAAUGCAUCAAACGCGGACAACGACCUACGUGGGUGCCCAAGCCGAAUCUUGAAGCUCUUUGUGCCGAAGCAAACGCACAGGCUGAAGGUAGAGUGUCCUCCGUGUCCAAACAACCGCAGGAAGAUGUUUGGAUGGAAGAAGCAAAGCCGGAAGCCGAGCAAGCCCGACCCUCGACACCGAUCUCGCACGCUACACCACGGCCACCUUCAGCACUUCAUACGGGCGACUUUCACGAGAGCAGUAGUGCGUACGGUAGCCCACUGCAAAUCCCGCCACGGAUGAACCCGAAUAGUGCUUCUCCUCCAGUUCCUGACGCCGAUUCACCUGCGCACUGGAUUCCACCGUCUCUUUUCGGUCGCUUUCAACGCCACACAUCAGAUCCUGCCGCCUUUGACCCCAUACCACUAGACAUUCGACAGCGAUCAAGAGCACCAUCUCUUGGCAGCAGCCUAUCGUCGAGCUUUGUAAUGCGGGCUCCCACUAGCCCGCUGGUCAAUGCAGUCAAUAACCCUAGUCUGGACUUCUCUGAAGUACACCCUCCGCCCAGGCCACAGAACCGAGCCGAUAGGAGAAAGACCCUACCCUCGCCAAUGACAUCAGCGUUACAAUUCUCGUCACUGGAGUCGAGUCCCAGCAUUACGCCACCCAGCUUCAGACGUGAAGCGACCGUUCCCCGGAACCACCAACCACGCCGCUCCCUGACAUCUUUUACCUAUCAGCCCGCACCGUCUGCAUCCACAGUAUAUCCUAGCCGGCAAAGGCGCCUCUCACACGCUUCCGAAACGUCUCCACGUCAGCGUACGUCCAUGGUAGGAUCAUUCGAGGAGUCGAUCAUCAGGGGCCGUAUGUCUACUGCCCCCUCCAAGCCUUUGGAGUUUGUGGCCAAGAUUGGCGUCAUGGGAAAAGGCAAGUGUCCAGAAAAGCUGAAAUGUCCGGCGCAUGUGACAGUGCCGUUUCCGGCCGUCUUCUACAGCUAUCCUUCGACGUCGGGACCACGAACGAUCUCGGACGAUAGCCCAAGCCCUUACGUGGGGACCAUUGAUCUACAACACAACUUGAUAGCGCCUGAACAGAUGCCCCGGAAGAAGCAAAGACCAAGUCUGAGUGAUGCCAAUGCAAUGACCGCAGAGCGCAUACAGCCGCAGGAUACGUCUAUUAGCGAGGGUCGAGCAGCCGACAACACAGCGAAAGGGACGCACACCAGGAAGUCAGCCAUCGGUGGAGCGUACAGGGUGCCACAGCAAGGGCAACUGCAGAUUAUUGUCAAAAAUCCGAACAAUACAGCUGUGAAGCUUUUCUUGGUGCCAUAUGACCUUGAUGGGAUGCAACCAGGCACCAAGACCUUUGUACGGCAGCGAAGUUUCUCAACAGGGCCGAUCUUGGAAAACGUUUUAUCGGACAAACCCAUCCAGGAUCCAUUGUCAGGCAAGCAUGUGCUUCGAUACCUGAUCCACUUGAAGUUCUGCUGCUUGGGCAAAGGGAGGUUCUAUCUAUAUGACGGCGUGAAGAUUGUAUUCGCCAAUCGCGUGCCCGAUGGUAAAGAGAAGCUUCGCAAUGAGGUUCAAAUUCCGGAGCCAAAGUUCAGUGCACUGGUAUUGCGCAACUCGCAGCCAAACUCGCGGAGUCAGAGCGGAGCGGAGGGCUUCCUGCCGUCGCCGUCGCCAUCGCCAUCGCCAGUACUAGCAUCGCCGCAGCUCGAUAUGAUGGACGGCUUGGUUCACUCAUCGUCGCCUGUGUCCUUCAGCUCCCCUCAGCUACUAUUCCACACUCAGCAGAAACAGACACAAAUUCUUCAUCAAGAAGUCAGCCCGGCAGAGGUGCCACAAACAUCGAAUGGCAGUAGCAGUCACGGCUCUCGGCCCACAUCUCCCGAGGUACACGGCUUUUUGCGUAGCUCCAUCUCGCAGCGCGGAUCACCCGUCCCAUGGGGAACCGCGAUGGAUCUCCAACCUCGGAGUCCAUCUCCCGUGUUCAAUGGCGACGGGUUACUCUCUCGAAAGUUAAGAGAGCUUGGUCGACAAACCGCCAAGACGAGUCUGGAUGACAACCGUGAUAUCGAUCACAAAGAAGUAUAG
Messenger RNA from Cyphellophora europaea CBS 101466, 2298 nucleotides. RefSeq lists its product as uncharacterized. The record is from RefSeq and is a predicted model, not a curated record. The transcript has a single exon. Bases 1 to 2298 code for a protein of 765 amino acids. NCBI's taxonomy places the organism in Eukaryota, Fungi, Ascomycota, Eurotiomycetes, Chaetothyriales, Cyphellophoraceae.